AUGGGUAACAAGCACUCUCUGAUGACACUGCUCAAGAAGGAUAUUCCGAGCUUGUUUAUUCUUAAAUACGCCUGUUCAAAACUUCCUCGUGUGGUUGAAGAUCUCGUGCGAGACGUCUACGGCUAUUUCAGCUCAAGUCCUAAAAGAGUGGACACGUUGAAGAAAUUUCAGAAUCUUCUUGAACUGAAGCCACACAAGCUGCUUCAUCCAAGUCAAACAAGAUGGCUCUCCCUACUUGCUGCAGUCGACCGCUUUCUAGAGCAGUACGAUGCACUGGAGGCAUAUUUCGCAUCUGCGACUUCCGCAGACAGGCUUCUGGCAUCUGAGACAAUUCACAAGAGGCUGCAAGGUCCUGUGAACAAGCUGUUUUUACUGUUCCUCAGCUUCGUUCUGCCUGUCUUUAACAACUUAAAUAAGCAAAUGCAAAGUGAUGCCCCACAAUUCCACAAGCUCUUGAGAAGUGCAGAAGCUUGUGUGAGGACAAUUAUGGAUUGUUAUCUCAAGCGAUCCUACACACAGGGAGUAGAGGUGUCUAAAGUAGAAUUCAGAAACCCCAAGUGCUUUCUACCUAUGGAAGACGUGUACGUCAGUGGGCAAGCAACUGCACUCUUGUCAUCCAGAGAAUGUGCCCUUACUGCAGAACAAUCUCAGUUCUUUCGUUUGAGAUGCCUCGAUUUUUAUGUUGAGAGCGUCGACCAAAUUCUGAAGCGGAUCCCUUUUCAAGAAUCUGUUUUGAGACAUUUGGAACUGCUUGAUCCAGCUGUGUGCAUGAAUGGAUCAGCAGCGUCUAUUGCACCACUGGCACAGGCCUUCCCGAAUUUAGUCUCGGGCAAAACCAUGCAGGCUUUGGACACUGAGUGGCGAUAUUUAAGGAAUGCUGACAUCCCUGUAAGCAAAGAAUCUUCGUUGCACGAAUUCUGGGGAACAGUGUUUACUCAGAAACACUGUGAUGGAAGCACCGCCUUUCCUGCAUUGACAGAGUUCGUGUCCGCUGUACUGUGUUUGCCACAUUCCAGUGCAGCUGUGCCGUCAACAACAUGA
Molecule: messenger RNA, 1041 nt
Organism: Rhipicephalus sanguineus (brown dog tick)
Lineage: Eukaryota; Metazoa; Arthropoda; Arachnida; Ixodida; Ixodidae
Exons: 1
Coding region: 1-1041 (346 amino acids)
Source: RefSeq, a predicted model, not a curated record